This is a messenger RNA of Polyodon spathula (Mississippi paddlefish), 1112 nucleotides long. Its product is annotated as oxidoreductase-like domain-containing protein 1. Gene Ontology annotation, cellular component: mitochondrion. Bases 124 to 630 code for a protein of 168 amino acids. The transcript has 2 exons. NCBI's taxonomy places the organism in Eukaryota, Metazoa, Chordata, Actinopteri, Acipenseriformes, Polyodontidae. The record is from RefSeq and is a predicted model, not a curated record.
CGAACACAGAGAAGACGCAACUUGACAACAACAACAAUAAUAAUAAUAAUAAUAAUCAUAAUAUAGCUCUGUAUUAAUAAUGUCGUCUGGUACUAACCAGGAAGCGCAGCUGGCAGUGAAGUAAUGUCACAUUCAUUGCUGCUGGUAACUGUUAAGAGGAGUAUGGGGCGGGUAUCUGAGUUUCAUAAGCUUUGCAGCGUCCCCCGUUUUGACCUUAGCCAGAAGCACCUGGUGUCUUUUUUCACUCCGAUCCCAGCUGGGAAGCUCUGUGGAGCAGCACGGACACUCCAUCACAAGGGCUACCGAGGCCUGUCCACCACGCCUGAUUCCCAGGACACUCAAGACUGUGGAACCGGCCAGGGAAGGACUCAUGUGGAAGGUUCUACAACAGAGGGGGAUGAGCCAGACCCAAAACACAGCAGCGCACCCCUCGGCCCCCCUCCGCCCCCGCCCAUGCAUUGCUGUAUGAGCGGCUGCACGAACUGCGUAUGGAUUCCCUACACAGAGGAACUCCUGAAGUAUUACCGAGACGGCGGGGAGAAGGCUCUGGCUGCAGUAGAGGAGCACGUCAAGGACGAAAACAUCAAAGCGUUUUUAAAAAUGGAGAUUAGAAUGAUCAGUGUAAAAUAAAACAGCAGCAAGGAUCAACAAAAAUCCUAAAACCAAUUACAACAGGGACCGACAAAAUAAACCGAUGUUUUGAAAGAUGAUAAUGGGUGAAACUAAUUUGUACGUUUUCUGUUCUUUUAUAAAAUUCCGUCUACCUGAAACUUUUAAAAUUGGACUUUAAAUAGCACUGGACAUUUGUAAACCCAAACGGAUUAGGACAACACUGGGUACUUUUGAAUAUUCAGGUCUGUGUGCCUGUACUAUUUAUACAAAUGUUGUGUUAAGUUAUUGUGACUUUAUGUUGUGCUUUCACUGGAACCAUACUUUUAAACAUGUAGAUACACUAUUAAAAUAAAUAUUUAUUCCAGUCUCUUUGUAGGACUUCCAAAUAUGUCUUCCGAUCAUGACCCGGUUAUUGUAAAAUGUAUAUUAUUGAAUAAGGUGUGUCUCAACUUUCAAUGAAAUUAAAAGGCUUAACUAUAUGUUACUGAAAUGUAGCAGCC